CAUAGGAGGAGCACACAUACACACACACACAGACUCACAGACACACAUGCAGACACAUAUCUAGCUGUAGCACGGAACACAGGCCGGAGUGUGUACAUGUACAUACGUCUUUACAACUUAAUUAAGGAGUAAAUCAACCAAAAUGGAGUGGGAGUUAUGUAUUUAAAGCGCAGAGGACUUGAAAUGGGCGGUCUGCUGGUGCUGUUGCUGCUGUGGAGUUGCCUGCUGUCGGCGGUUGACGGCUCACCGCUCCUCCUCUUUGCCAACCGGCGAGAUGUCAGACUGGUGGAUGCUGACGGAGUACGGGGCGAGUCGCCCAUCGUCGUUAGCGACCUGGAGGACGCGGCAGCAGUGGACUUCCUGUACGCCGAGGGCCUGAUAUUUUGGACAGAUGUCAGCGAGGAGGCCAUCAAACAGACGCGCUGGAAUCAAUCAUCCAACUCCCUUAAAGAGGCAUUGGGAACGGGGCAGACUGUGGUCGUAUCGGGGCUAGACAGUCCCGACGGUCUGGCCUGCGACUGGUUGGGAAGGAAACUCUAUUGGACCGACUCUGAGACCAAUCGGAUUGAAGUGGCCAACCUGGACGGCACCUCCAGGAAAGUUCUGUUUUGGAUGGACUUGGACCAGCCCAGAGCUAUCGCACUGAACCCCGCUCAACGCUACAUGUACUGGACGGACUGGGGGGAAGAACCUAGGAUAGAACGGGCUGGCAUGGACGGCAGCAACAGGAAAGUGAUAGUGAAUGUGGACAUAUACUGGCCCAAUGGUCUGACCAUUGAUCUGGUGGAGCAGAAGUUGUACUGGGCAGAUGCCAAGCUAAGCUUUAUUCACAGAGCUAACCUGGAUGGAUCUGCACGUGAAACAGUGGUGGAGGGCACGCUGACCCAUCCCUUUGCACUAACACUAUCUGAGGAGACCUUAUACUGGACUGACUGGCAGACCCGCUCCAUCCACGCCUGUAACAAAAACAGCGGAGACAAAACCAGAGAGAUCCUCAGUGGGAUUUACUCUCCUAUGGACAUUCAGGUCCUGGAGUCAUAUCGACAACCUUACAUCCAGACUCCAUGUAGUGAGGAUAACGGAGGCUGUAGUCAUCUCUGCCUGCUCUCUCCAGUCAAGCCUUUCUACAGCUGUGCCUGCCCCACUGGAGUCCAGCUGAACCCAGACAAGAAGACAUGCAAACCAGGAGCAGAGCAGGUGUUGCUACUGGCUCGACGGACUGACCUGAGGAGAAUAUCUCUGGACCUGCCAGACUUCACCGACAUAGUCUUGCAGGUGGAUGACAUCCGCCACGCCAUAGCUAUAGACUACGAUCCGGUUGAGGGUUACGUCUACUGGACAGAUGACGAAGUGCGGGCCAUUCGGCGAUCCCACAUCGAUGGCAGCAACGCCAUGGUGCUGGUUACCACGGAGAUCAACCACCCAGAUGGCAUUGCUGUGGACUGGGUGGCCAGAAACCUGUACUGGACUGACACCGGCACUGACAGGAUAGAGGUCACCAGGCUGAAUGGAACCUCUCGGAAAAUUUUGAUUUCUGAGAACCUGGACGAACCCAGAGCCAUCGUCCUGGACCCUGUUAAUGGCUACAUGUACUGGACAGACUGGGGGGAGCAUCCCAAAAUCGAGCGAGCCAACUUGGACGGAACGGAGAGGUUCGUCCUGCUCAACAGCUCUCUGGGCUGGCCCAACGGACUAGCUAUCGACCAUGCUGCGGGAAAACUGUACUGGGGAGACGCCAAAACCGACAAGAUAGAGGUGAUCAACGUGGAUGGCAGUAACAGACAGACUCUGCUGGAGGACAAGCUGCCUCACAUCUUUGGUUUCACUCUGCUGGGAGAUUACAUCUACUGGACGGACUGGCAGAGACGCAGCAUCGAGAGAGUCCACAAGUCCACGGCUGUACGAGAGAUCAUCAUCGAUCAGCUGCCAGAUUUAAUGGGGCUGAAAGCCACCAAAGUGACAGAGACUAAUGGUACCAACGGCUGUGCUCUGGAGAACGGAGGAUGCAGUCAUCUGUGUUUCUGGCGUCGGCUGGCUGUCAGCUGUGCCUGUCCAAUGGGGAUGGAGCUGCUGUCUGACCUGCAGACCUGCGUGGUGCCUGAAGCCUUCCUGCUCUUCACCAACAGAGACAACAUCAGGAGCAUCUCUCUGGGUACCAACAGUAACGACGUUCCCAUCCCUCUGACUGGAGUCAAAGAGGCCUCUGCUCUGGACUUUGACGUGUCAGAAAGGAUGAUCUACUGGACUGACAUACAGACCAAGACGAUCAGCAGAGCCUAUAUGAACGGCAGCUCUGUAGAGCACGUGAUCGAGUUUGGACUGGAUUACCCAGAAGGCAUGGCGGUGGACUGGAUGGGUCGUAACAUAUACUGGGCCGACACGGGAACCAACCGCAUCGAGGUGGCCCGGCUGGAUGGCCAGUACAGACAAGUCCUGGUCUCUAAGGACCUGGAUAACCCACGAUCACUAGCACUGGACCCAGCCAACGGCUACAUGUACUGGACAGAGUGGGGGGGUCGACCUCGUAUAGCCAGAGCUUAUAUGGACGGCAGCACCAUCGUCACCCUGGUGGAUAAAGUGGGCCGAGUCAACGGACUGACCAUUGACUACGUGGACCAUCGACUCUACUGGACCGACCUGGACACUAACAUGAUAGAGAGCACCAACAUGCAAGGUCUUCAGAGGGAGAUCAUACUAGAUGACCUGCCUCAUCCCUUCGGUCUGACUCAGUACCGUGACUUCAUCUACUGGACAGAUUUUAACCUGCACAGCAUCGAACGGGCCGACAAACGCAGCGGACUCAACCGCACCGUGGUGCUGCAGGGCCAGCUGGAGCUGAUGCUGGACAUCCUGGUGUUCCACUCUUCCCGUCAGGACGGCACCAAUGAAUGCUCUCACAACAACGGCAACUGCGCCCAUCUCUGCCUGGCUACACCUGCUGGAGCACAGUGCCGCUGCGCCUCCCACUACACCCUGAACCCAGACGGACGAAACUGCAGCUCCAGUAGAGCUUCACACAUGACCUCCGUGUGUUUUUUCCUCCAGUCCACCAUGAUAGCAGGCGGCAGCAGUCUACCGACGGAGAAUCAGCUUCAUGACCUGAGCCUGGACCCCUACAGCCGCCACAUCUACUGGACCUGUGAGACCACCAACACCAUCAACGUCCAGAGGAUGGACGGACAGACAGUGGGAGUGGUCCUGAAGGACGACACAGACAAGCCACGGGCAUCGUGGUCAACGCAGAGAAAGGGGUACAUGUAUUUCACCACAGUGCAGGAGCGCUCAGCUAAGAUAGAAGGAGCCAGUCUGGACGGGACAGAGAGAGAGUCUCUGUUCACCACUAGUCUCAUCAGACCUGUAGCUCUGGCUCUGGACAAUAAACUGGGAAAACUGUUCUGGGUGGACGCAGACCUCAAACGCAUCGAAAGCAGCGACCUGACAGGAGCCAAUCGCAUCGUCCUCCAGGACUCCAACAUCCUGCAGCCCAUGGGGCUGACAGUUCUGGGGGAUCACCUGUACUGGAUCGACCGGCAGCAGCAGAUGAUAGAGAGGGUGGACAAACUGACCGGAGACGGACGGACACGCACAGGGCGCAUAUCAUACCUGACCUCCAUCCAUGCUGUGGAGGAGAUGGACCCUCAGGAGUUUGCAUCUCACCCCUGUUCACGUGACAACGGAGGGUGUUCUCACAUCUGCAUCGCUAAGGGCGACGGCACACCUCGAUGCUCCUGUCCCAUGCACCUGGUGCUACUGCAGGACCUGCUGCACUGUGGAGAGCCUCCCACCUGCUCCACAGAGCAGUUCACCUGCUCCACAGGUGAGAUCGACUGCAUUCCCAUGGCGUGGCGUUGUGACGGCUUUCCCGAAUGUGACGACAGCAGCGAUGAGGAGAACUGCCCCGUCUGCUUGGCCUACCAGUUCCAGUGUGAUAAAGGAGGCUGCAUCGAUGCUCAGAGGCGCUGCAACGGAGAGCCUGACUGCGCCGAUCACUCUGAUGAGCAGGACUGUGAAAACAUCUGCCCUCCAAACCAGUUCCGCUGUGGUGACAACCAGUGUAUCACCAAGAAACAGCAGUGUGACAACUACUCUGACUGUCCUGAUGGAUCAGACGAGCUGGCCUGUGAGUACGUGUCACCUCCCUCCAGUGGCAUCCCCAACACGGGACCCAACACCAUCGGGCCCGUCAUCGCCAUCAUCCUGCUGGUGUUCGUGAUCGGGGGCGCUUACUUCGUGUGCCAGCGUGUGGUGUGUCGACGCUACAAAGGCCCCAGCGGGACUUUCCCUCAGUACAUCAGCGGUACGCCUCACGUGCCUCUCGAUUUCAUCGCCCGAGCAGCUCACACCCCGGCACCUUCCACAGGUAUCUCCUGUGGGAAGUCCAUGAUGAGUUCAGUCAGUCUGAUGGGCAGCAGCAGCAGUGGAGCUCCUCUCUAUGACAGGAACCAUGUGACCGGAGCUUCAUCCAGCAGCUCCUCAUCAACCAAGGGAGCCUUCUACCCUCAGAUCCUGAACCCUCCUCCGUCCCCAGCUACUGAUCGCUCCCUCUACAACACAGAGAUCUUCUACUCCUCUAACAGUCCAUCCACCACCAGAUCAUACAGGCCCUACCAUCCAGUCCGUGGUGCCGCCCCCCCCACCACGCCCUGCAGCACCGACGUGUGCGACAGCGACUACACCCCCCACCACCCGGUGGCCGGGCUGGCGUCGUCAGCCGGCCGCUGGAAGGCCGCGAGCCACGGCGGCCACGGCAAACACAACAAGUACUACAUGGACCUGAACUCAGACUCCGACCCUUACCCCCCGCCCCCCACUCCCCGAUCCCAGUACCUGUCAGCCGAGGAGAGCUGCCCCCCGUCCCCUUCCACCGAGCGCUCCUACUUCCACCUGUGCCCCCCUCCCCCGUCGCCCUGCACCGACUCCUCAUGACCCUCCAAAACGAGCCCAGGGAGCCCCUCCCCCUCCCUGUGAGGAAGGAA
Messenger RNA from Scomber japonicus (chub mackerel), 4976 nucleotides. It is a transcript of the gene lrp5, whose product is annotated as low density lipoprotein receptor-related protein 5. The record is from RefSeq and is a predicted model, not a curated record. Gene Ontology annotation, molecular function: protein binding. Lineage: Eukaryota; Metazoa; Chordata; Actinopteri; Scombriformes; Scombridae.